UGUGCCUUACAGGGAUGGCUGGCAAGUACCAGAGUGGGGCAGGAGUGCCAAGGGAAAGGGAGGAGGAACAGGCUGAGUUUCAUACACUUGUCCAGGAGUUCCUGAAAUGCUUCUUGGGGAACCAUGUGUAUCCCGAGCAAAGGGAACAGCAGAGAAGGGAGCGGCAGUGCCAGCUGGUGCGAGCUCUGGUCAGCAGGAUCGUGGCUCGCGUGCAUGAGUGGAAUGUGCAGCUGUUCACGGGGGAAGCCAUCCUGGUGGGCAGCCAAGCCCAGGACCUCCACGUCCAGACAGAGUCCAGCAGCAGCGACUACGACUUCCUGGUCCCCAUCCGGUACAACACGAACCUAAUCCUUAUGGGCAGCCUGUACAGCAAACUGUACACCCCAAAAGGUCUUCUGCCUGUCUGGGAGAGCUUGAAGCCCGGGGUGCCGGUGUACCGCUGGGGGAACAAGGUGGUGGUGGAUUAUAACAAGCUGAUAAUGAGAGAUCUCUUGGAGAGGAAGACAGUAGACAUUGACCUCACAGAGGAAGACAUAAAAACAAUAAAUGACCGGCAGCUACGGCUUUGGAAGAGUAGUGUUGAUCCAUAUAGUGUAAUGACAGCAUUGUGGGAGUGUGUCCAGAAAGCUCUGACUGAAGGUAAGUUUCUUUGGGAAUAUUAAUUCAUUAUUACUGCAUUAGUUAGUUAAGGCCAGUCAGGAA
This is a messenger RNA of Mauremys reevesii (Reeves's turtle), 702 nucleotides long. RefSeq lists its product as uncharacterized. Lineage: Eukaryota; Metazoa; Chordata; Testudines; Geoemydidae. The record is from RefSeq and is a predicted model, not a curated record. The transcript has 2 exons. Bases 15 to 662 code for a protein of 215 amino acids.